ACUAAAAUCAACUCACCUUUACUUUCCAUAGAUGAUUUUGGAGUUCUUCCCCAUAGAAGGCCUAUUACUACAGUUGUCGGAAGACCUAUUGAAGUUAAAAAGAUCGAACAUCCAACUACCGAAGAUUUGCUCGAAGUACAAAAGAAAUAUAUUGAUGAAUUAUAUAAUAUUUGGAAUACUUACAAAGAUAAAUAUGCUAAAAAUAGA
Molecule: messenger RNA, 207 nt
Organism: Racocetra persica
Lineage: Eukaryota; Fungi; Glomeromycota; Glomeromycetes; Diversisporales; Gigasporaceae
Source: the annotation of a GenBank genome assembly